Messenger RNA from Pseudozyma hubeiensis SY62, 1287 nucleotides. Its product is annotated as fructose-bisphosphate aldolase. Bases 1 to 1287 code for a protein of 428 amino acids. Gene Ontology annotation, biological process: glycolytic process; gluconeogenesis. Gene Ontology annotation, cellular component: cytosol. Gene Ontology annotation, molecular function: fructose-bisphosphate aldolase activity; zinc ion binding. The transcript has 3 exons. The record is from RefSeq and is a predicted model, not a curated record. Lineage: Eukaryota; Fungi; Basidiomycota; Ustilaginomycetes; Ustilaginales; Ustilaginaceae.
AUGAAGCAGCUCCUGAUGCAUUUAGCAGAAGAUCGACAGGGCGUCUUGUGGAUCUUCUUCGGGAUCAUCACGGCGGUCGACCAUAGCACAGAAGCAGCAAGAAUGGGUGUUCUUGACAUUGUCCCUGCCGGUGUCGUCUCCGGAAAGGACGUUUACAAGGUCUUCGACUACGCUCGCGAGAACAAGUUUGCCAUCCCCGCUUUCAACGUCACGCUUGCUCUUAGGGACACAUGCCGUGUCUGCGGUCGUUUUCGAACGUACACUGACUUCAUACCCCUCGAUCUCGCAUUUCCUGCCGUUCGCAAAUUUGCAAACAAACAGUCGUCUUCUGUCGCCAUCUCGGCUCUCGAGGCUGCCCGUGAUGCCAAGUCGCCCUUGAUCCUCCAGGUCUCGCAGGGUGGUGCCGCCAACUUUGCCGGCAAGGGUCUCUCCAACUCGAACCAGGAGGCUUCCAUCACCGGUGCCAAGGCUGCCGCCCUCUUCAUCCGUGCCGUCGCCCCUGCGUACGGCGUUCCCGUCAUCAUGCACUCGGACCACUGCGCCAAGAAGCUGCUCCCCUGGUUCGACGGCAUGCUCGCCGCUGACGAGGAGUACUACAAGGAGCACAACGAGCCGCUCUUCUCUUCGCACAUGCUCGACUUGUCCGAGGAGCCCAAGGAGGAGAACAUCGAGACGUGCCUCAAGUACCUCAAGCGCAUGGCUCCCAUGGGCAUCUGGCUCGAGAUGGAGAUCGGCAUCACCGGUGGUGAGGAGGACGGUGUCAACAACGAGGGUGUCGACAACGCUUCGCUCUACACCCAGCCCGAGGACAUCUGGGACAUCUACCGCCAGUUCUCCGAGGUCACCCCCAACUUCUCGAUCGCCGCUGGUUUCGGUAACGUCCACGGUGUCUACAAGCCCGGAAACGUCUCGCUCCAGCCCGAACUGCUCGGCAAGCACCAGGAGCACGUCCGUGCCCAGAUCAAGAGCGACAAGGAGAACCCCGUCUUCUUCGUCUUCCACGGCGGCUCCGGCUCCGAGAAGCACGAGAUCACCACCGCCGUCAAGCACGGUGUGGUCAAGAUGAACGUCGACACCGACACCCAGUGGGCCUACCUGUUGGGUAUCCGCGACUACGUCUUGAACAAGAAGGACUACCUGAUGAGCCAGGUCGGCAACCCGGACGGUGCCGACAAGCCCAACAAGAAGUUCUUCGACCCCCGUGUUUGGGUGCGGGAGGGUGAGAAGACCAUGGCUACCCGUUGCAAGGAGGCCUUCAAGGAUCUUGGUUCUGAUGGCAAGCUCUAG